AUGAUAUAUAGAAUUGUACUAAAUAUAUUAAUAAAGGAACCAAUCGAUUAUUUAACUAUUAAGAAGAUGGACUAUACUAGAGCAACUGAAGUGGCUAAUGACACUAACUUAGAUGUUGGAACUACCCAACAUAAGCUUGUUUCUCCACAUGGAGGUCUUACCCGGAUGGAUAACGACCAUUCGAGUUCUCAGGUUGUAAAGGAAACCCUUCAAUCAAAUAUUGAGAUUCCUAAUGAGAACACAGAUGUUUUCAUUAGAACAUUUAAAAAUCGUUUAAGCACCCUAGAGGGCUUAUACGAAAAGACUAUGAUGAAGCAUGACGAAUUUCUUAACUCAAUCGAAGCUGGUGACUAUUUAAGCAAAAUCACUAAGCUGGAAGAGGAAGAAAAAGGUCUUGAGCUGAACAUAGAAAAAUUAAGGACGAAAAUCAUUGAUAGAGAAGGACUGUUAAAUAACAGAACCACUGCUCAUACAAGAACGUCCAUUAAUAAUACUGUAACAAACGGCAGUAACAAGGAAGAAGGUAAUCAACAAACUAACUUGAUGAACAAUGGAUCAUUAAUGUUCAAGACAUUAAAUGGUAAAGAAGUUGUUAUCAAUAAGAAUUACCUUCCACUUAAUAUUGAAUUUAAACUAAUCAAUAUUGAGGACCUUCCGUUGUGGAUCAAGGAAUUCGUUAAAUUCCUAAAUUAUUACAAUUUAGAUAAUUUAAAUGAAUUGCCAGAAUCUACAAUAAUUGACCCUGUAGAAGAUCAAUUCAUAAAGGGUCAACUCAAGGAAAAUAUCAAGUGUGAAGAUAUAUAUGACUUUAUCUUCAUGGAGAAUAGUUCCAUUAAAAUCUUAAACGAAGUUAAGAGAAUUUUCUUAAGAAAACUUAACUUUGCCAAACGCCAAAAAUUAUGGAAACAAGUGUCAAUCACUGAGAAAUCCAAUAAUUUGGCUUUACAACUAAAUUUAUUGAAUAAAUUAGUUGGAAUUGAAGAAUUCAUUGACACCAAUAAGAUGGAAAUCUUCAAUUUGAUUAUCAAUAGGAUUAACAAUCAAGUAUUGCAACGAAUUAAUGCAGUACCUAUUGAUCUAUCAAAAAUAACUCCUACUCAAUAUCUAGGAAUUAUUAAAAAACACGCAGAGGAUGCUUUUGAAUUUCAUGAACAAAUAAAGCAAUUUUAUUCAUCUGAACGAGAAGAAGCCAAAUCUAACUCUAAAAAUCCAGAAACUCUUAGGCCUAUUGUAAAAAAGGUACAGAGAAAUCCAGUACAAACGAAAAUAUCCACAAAGAAGAAUCAAUUAAAAUCAGCUGUGGAUACAGUAAUUGAUUCAGGAUCUGGGAUUAACUUCACCAAUAAAAAGGGAUUAAUUUUCAAUUAUAGAAAAUUAACAACAAUCCCUGAAUAUUCUGGUGUCGGAUCUUCAAGCAAUCUGCAGAUCAUUGGACAGGGGUCCUUAAGAGUUAGAAUGGAUAAUAACGGAAAAUAUCAAUACAUUCCUGUUUACUACUGUCCAGAUGAAGAUGCAACAGUUCUGUCAGCCAUUGGCCUUCGCAAAACACUUGGUUUUAUAAUUACCGAAGAUUACAAAAAUCUAAAGAAUGACAGCAUUAGUAUUAAAAUACAUAACGUAGCCAAUACUACCUGGAUAAAGUCUAAUGAUUUACUAUUAUCUUCCAAAGAUAAUAGGACUUCGGAAAAAUUAACGAAGGCGUCAUCCAUAAGAUGGAUUAAACCUUCGACAAGCUUUAAUAAUAAAACUGUGACUAUACAUGAAGCACAUGAAAGAUCAAAUCAUCUUCCUGUAGAUGUCAUAGUUCACAAUAUUGAAAAUAAUGCUUUUUCAGAUGUUAACAAAAUCAACUUAAAAAAAUCAGAGCUGAUCAAUUUUUACUGUGAGCAAUGUGCUCAAGCAAAAAUGAAACAGCAUGAUCAUAUCAAGGACUCCAUGAAUAAACACUACGAACAAAUGCAACCAGGACAAUCCUGGAGCUUAGAUAUUCGUGGUCCUUUAGGAAAGAACCUUGCAAAAGUUGAUAACUACUUAUUAUUGAUGGUAGAUAAUGUUUCAAGAUUUUUACUAGUAUCCACACAUACGAAUAAAAAUAAAGAAACCAUUUCUCUGCAAAUCAAAAAUAAUAUACAGUACAUCGAAAAGCAAUAUGAUCGAAUUGUAAAAGAGCUUAUUGUUGAUAGAGGGUCUGAAUUUACUAAUGAUUCUCUAAAAACAUAUGUAUCGGAGAAAGGUAUUAAAUUAAUGCUUACCGAUACAAACGACCAUGCUUCCAACGCUCGUGCAGAAAGAUUCAUUGGUAUUAUGAACAAUGAUAUUAGAACAUUAAUGCAUAACAGUGAUCUUCCUUGGGCACUCUGGAAAUAUGCAGCUCUUGCAGCUGCUAGAAUCAGGAAUUUGUUCAUGACUAAGAAGUUAAAUUGUAGUCCAAUGACCACAUUAUCAGGAAAGAAUGAACAAAUUCGAUUUAAUUCCUUCUUACCGUUCGGUGCGCAUGCGUUCGUAAAAAAUCAAACAAACAACAAGUUAACCAAUCAAGGUAUACCAGCCAUAACCUUGUGUAAGGAUCCAAAUUCCUUUGGUUACUUGUUCUAUCUACCACAAACUCGAAAAGUCAUUAGUACUAUGAGUUAUAUAUUGGCUAAUUCUGAAGUAAACGGUGAUUUCAUAGAUCCAAAUAAGGUCUUAAGUGAAAUCGUUCCUGAUAACGAUGACACAAAUGAAGUCACAUCAGAAGAUGCUCUUGAAAUUGAGGCUGAACCCAGUAAUGCUGAUGACAUUACUAUUAUCGAAGGGAUUGAAAAUGACACUCAGUAUAAAAUUCCGCCCAAUAUUCAAGAAGACACUGUCUAUGGUCUGGAUACUAUAAAUAUUAAUGACAACCAAAAGGUUUCUGACCACACUCGCUCGUCGACCGCCGAUGAGGAGGUCAAAGAACCUACAUUGGAACAGGACACUUCGAAUACUUCAGACAACCAUUCUGUCCACGAAGCUCAUAUGUCUACUUUACCAAAGGACAUGCCUACUGCAACUUCACAUAUUGAUAUUUUGCCAGACAGUGUCGCAGAAAGUGAGCCCGUUAAAAAUGUCUCUGAUCAAGAGCUGCUGUUAAUCAACCGUUUCGAUAAUAAGAAUUCGGACAAGUUUCCCAGCACCGAAGCCAUGAAACAGAGAAGGACAAAGCUGUUUCUCAAAGAAUUUGCUUCAAUCACUAGACGUCCAUUAAAGUCUCGGAAACGUGAACUUACCACCUUGGAUCUUGAGGAAUUUGAAGCAGCGGAGGAACAGAAGAAAAAAAUCAAGUUACGUUCUGUACAAGCAGUCAAUAAAAUUAGAACUUUAUAUUUUAAGACUGCUAUCACCAAUAAUACAGACGUUCGAGAACGAAAACUCUUUUCGGAAGCAUUUGAGAAAGAACUACAAAAUCUUUUGAAGAUGCAAGUUUUUGACACAUCAAUCUCCAUUCCUAGAAAUCAAGUCCCAGCUAACCGAAUUAUACCUCUUCAGACUAUAUUUACGGUGAAGCGUGAUGGGACUCAUAAAGCUCGUAUUGUUUGCCGAGGGGACAAACAAACGGAAGCCACCUACAGUAACUAUCAUACAGAUCUUCUUCAAAUUGAUACUUUGAAAUUGUUCCUGAUGAUAGCCAAUAACCGUAAGAUGUGGAUACAGACUUUAGAUAUAAAUCAUGCAUUUUUGUAUGCUGAUUUACGGGAGGAGAUAUAUGUUCCACUUCCACACGAUAGGAGAUUUGUGACACCGUUAAAAAAGGCACUUUACGGUUUAAAACAAAGUCCUAAGGAAUGGAAUGAGCAUCUAAAAAAAUUCCUGAACAGUAUUGAUCUGGAUGACUCCAGACAUACGCCAGGUAUAUUCAGAAAUCACGAUUAUAGCAUCAUGAUAGCUGUAUAUGUAGAUGACUGUGUCAUAGCUGCUAAAAGUCAGGAACUUCUAGACGAGUUUGUUUCCACCUUAAGAAACAGAUUUGAGCUUAAAAUUAUUGGAAAAAUGAAUCAAGGCAUUCUACGUACAGAUGUACUAGGAAUGGACCUUGAUUAUAAUAUUGAUGAAGGUAAAAUCAGCCUAUCAUUGCAAUCUUACAUUGAAAGUAUUGAAAAUGAUUGGCUUGAUAAAAUUAGUCAUAUUAAAACUACUUCUACUCCACAUGUUUCAUCCUAUGAACACAACAUCAAAAACAUUGAUUCUAUGGACACUAAAACAAGAUCUAAAAAGAUCAAUGAACUGCAGAAGAUAAAUGGCGUGAUUAACUAUAUUAGAUCUAGAUGUAGAUAUGAUGUAGAGUUCGCUGCCAAUAAACUGGCCAGGAGUGUGAACUUUCCAGCAGACAACGUUUUUUACAUGGCUGAUAAACUUAUGAACUAUAUUUUCCAAACUAAGUCAGAAAAACUUGUGUUCACAAGAGAAACCACUGAUAACCCGGCCAUAACUCUGCUAUCUGAUGCCUCACUGGGUACGGAACAUGACAUGAAGUCCAGAAUGGGCAUAAUGUUAUGGUAUGGAGAGAACCUCUACAAAGUCAUUUCAAGAGCCUCCUCAGCUGUCAGAAACUCAUCUACUGAAGCUGAACUGGACGCUAUCUAUGAAGGAUCUAAAGAGGCAUAUUAUCUAAAAAAGAUUUUAGAAGAAAUGAACCUACAAAAAGAUCCAACUGUCAUUUCCAUUACAGACAGCAAACCUAGUAUUCAAUAUCUAAAGAACAAUUAUAACUCCAACAGAAGAGAUAGAUUCCUGGAUUUGAAACUAGCUAAACUCGAAGAACGGAUACGAGCAGAUGACUUACUAAUAUAUAAAAUUGCUGGCACUGAUAACAUUGCUGAUGUUUUAACCAAACCGGUUAGUUGUGAAGACUUUAAGAAACUAAGAUCUUCGAUGCAAAACAAAACUGACUCCCAAAGAUAUUCUUACGAUAACUGA
Messenger RNA from Tetrapisispora phaffii CBS 4417, 4935 nucleotides. RefSeq lists its product as uncharacterized. NCBI's taxonomy places the organism in Eukaryota, Fungi, Ascomycota, Saccharomycetes, Saccharomycetales, Saccharomycetaceae. Gene Ontology annotation, biological process: DNA integration. Gene Ontology annotation, molecular function: nucleic acid binding. Bases 1 to 4935 code for a protein of 1644 amino acids. The record is from RefSeq and is a predicted model, not a curated record. The transcript has a single exon.